Messenger RNA from Mercenaria mercenaria, 6457 nucleotides. RefSeq lists its product as uncharacterized. NCBI's taxonomy places the organism in Eukaryota, Metazoa, Mollusca, Bivalvia, Venerida, Veneridae. The transcript has 15 exons. The record is from RefSeq and is a predicted model, not a curated record. Bases 921 to 2858 code for a protein of 645 amino acids.
UUUAAUUUAAAGACAGAAAGCAGGGAAUGUAUUGAUUUAUGUACUUACAAAAUAUAACCAAAAAUGAAGAUUGAAAUUUCAUUGAAAGGUAUUUGCUACCAUAAACUUUAUACCAGUAUUUUGUUGUUGUUUCUACUUUUUUUCAUUUUCAUCUUUUUUAAAUUCUAUUAUUAUUUUUAUUAUUUUCUGUUUUAAUUAUUUAUUUUUAUACCAGUAUUUUGUUGUUGUUUCUACUUUUUUUCAUUUUCAUCUUUUUUAAAUUCUAUUAUUAUUUUUAUUAUUUUCUGUUUUAAUUAUUUAUUUUUCAUAUAUUUAUUUAUUUAUUCAUUUAUUUUAUUUAUUUAUUUGGUGGGCGUAAUCAUAGUCACUAGAUGUUCUAAAUACAGUAACUAAGGUAGCUGCUUUACUAAAACAUCAGAUAUAAAUCAGUGAGCAGGCACAGAAAUACUUCUAAAUAAGGCAAGGACACAUGGAGAAACAUUUAUCUUAUUCGUUUCGUCCUUAAACAAUUACUUCACAUAAAGCUAAUAUAACUGGUAAACUAUCCGAGUUACAUUUUAUUUGACAAGAAGAAAUGCAUACACGUUUAAGUUAAAAUAAACGGUUUGAUAGUCAAACACUAUCAUCUGUGGUUAUCGUCGGUGGUUAUCGUUUGGCUAUGUUACAAGCGGCACACGACCAAAAAAAAUCUGGAUUUUUUUUCGUACGAAGACCUGGUAUAAAUACUGUUACAAUUACGUCAGUUUUUUAAAGUAAAGUACUUGUCGUCUGCUGGUGUUGGAAAAAACUGCAACUCGAAAAAUGUGCAUUUGAAGUUUUAAAAGAGAACACUUAAUUAUGUUAAAACUUUAAAAAAAAAUACUAUAUACAAAAAAAUUGUUGCUUUUGAAAAAAAAAAGAAAAUUAGAAAAUAUUAGAAAAUGGAUAAAGUCAAUUAUUGUUGGAUAUUACUUGUUCUAUGUUGCCUGUUUUCGGAGGCAAGGACACAACACAAUGUGAUUCGAUUUACUACAGAUGAGAUUAAGGAGAUUGUCGACACUCAUAACGAUCUCAGGAGAUCUAUCUAUAAUGCUGCAAAUAUGAGGGAACUGACCUGGAACGAAGCGGUGGCGUUGGCAGCAUCCGAAUGGGGUUCGAGGUGUGAAUAUGUCAGUCGCCCCGACAACCAAUGGGGUCAAAACAUGAACUAUAUCUAUGGUAAAGAUUACCACAAAUCGUCCUUGGAAUUAUUUAGAGACACUUUUCAUGGCUGGUCUAAUGAGACCCGGCACUAUGACUACAGAAGGUACCGAUACUGCGGCAGUAAAAAUGUCUGCUCAUAUGUCCAGGGAGGUCGACUACGGCAGCUGAUAGCAGCGGAUGUUCAAGAAGUGGGUUGUGCUAUCGUCAAGUGUCCAAAACUGGAGCUUACUGCUCCCCGUGCUGUUCAACGCCAUGCUAAGAUCUUCGUCUGCUUCUACACACCAUGGGUAAAUAUUUUGGGUUCGGAAGUUUUCAUACCAGACAAACGCUGUGCUGCUUGUCCUCAGGGAACAACUUGUGUAGAUAACUUAUGUUCAGCACGAUUUUUCCAACCAGGUGCUCGAACUCUUCCUAUCGGCAGUUCGAGUGUAAAAAUAGAAUCGAUAUCAGGUUCUAAAGCCUCAGGCACAGGUGUUCAGCAUGCUCCAUCAGCUAUUUCAAUUUCGGGAGGGAGCGUUUCAAAUGCGAGAGAAGAGGCUACACGUCAUACAGGCAGAGGUUCUGGAGGUGAGAGAACCCGUGGUGGAAGUCAUAGAAAUCGAGGGAGAGGCGGACGCAACAGAGUUAUUGGAAGUCACAAUUCAUUUAGGAACCCUGUCCAGAAUGAGCAUGAGAACAACAGGGUGUACCAAGAAUAUCGAAGUAAUAAUGAAACCAUUGUAGUAUAUACUCCGAACAACAGAGUUCUUCCAUUUCCGGGAAAAACAGACAAGAAAAACAUCAGAAGAAUUGAGAAAUUUGAACGAAAUGUGGAAAAGGACCUUGACGAAAAACAGGCAAAACUUAUCCAUUCUUUAGAACUGGUUGCUAGUAACAUCACCGUUGUUGAGGCGUCAAAACACAAGGGCAAUAGGAAAAAGCGUCAAGUCUCUUUACAAGACGCGCUUUACCAAAGACGACUAGAGUAUGAAAGGUACCUCCGAGAGUAUGAACUGCUGAUGCGUGAGAGAAAAGAACGUCGACGACGAUAUGAAGAAGAACUACGACGUCGAGAGCAACAUUACGCUUCUGUCCAAGAACUUCGCCGCGCCGAUGCCGUAUCGCGUUAUAACGUCGAACUAGAAAGAAGACGUCGUCUAAGACUUCAACAACAGAGAAGCAGAUAUGAAGCACUGGCUCUCACACAAAAUGAAGCAUAUUAUGAACAAGAAAGGCGUCGGCGUCGGAGAUUGAGAGAAGAACGAAGACGAUAUGAAGCGCUUGCAUUGCUACAGAAUGAAGGUGAUUUAACGGGAGAAGAGCAAUUUUUCACAAUUUCUGCACAUAAUCUGCUGAGGAGAGAAGUUGGAGCAAAAGACCUGGCGUGGAGCAGUUAUUUAGAGAGGUGGGCAAAGUACGUGAUACGCUGUGAAACAGAAUACCCAGGUCCAAUCAAAUGUUACACCAAUUUUGGCAAAGCAGAAAGGGGUCAAGACAUCUAUAAUGUAGUGUACCAGUGGGGCGCAGAGGGAGAGGACUUGACCAGACCACUCAGAUACGGAUGUAGAACUCCAUACGACCGGACUUUGUGCAAUCACAACACCAUCAUUCGAAACAAGUCCCUGACACAAAUGGCGUGUGCUUCAAAGCACUGUGGAUCCCAACGACAACUAACCUGCAUCUAUAGUUCUGGUUAAAAGUUGUGUUGGACGAUAUGAAAACUGCAGCGUGCACAUUUAAAAGUUUCAUCUUUCCGAGUUUGGACUAUGUUUGGACUUGUGUAGACACCAAUGAUAAAGCUAUAGUUACGUUAGUAUCGUGUUCGUUUUGAGAAUCUGUUUCGGUUGCAAGAAUAAGAGGCCAGUAAAUCCCUGAUAUUUAUGUCUGUUGUUAAGUAUACGGUUCUUGCAUUUAGAAAUUUUUUGAAUGAAGAGAUCGAUAUUAUGGUAAAAUACGGGACACAUUUGGAAUAGUUUAAUACUGAUUUUAUGUAAGAAACAAGAGUUUGGCUUGAAUACAAAUAUUGUAUCGUGUUACGGUUGAAAACAAAAAAAGUAGAAAAAAGAUUUCUUUUGGCAACAUCAGUAUAUUCAGUUAGAUAUGGUGUAGUUAUACAGUUGUAUAUUAUUAUGUAUUUUGUAUUUUUAUCCAAUUAUGUUUGUUUUUGUUGCGAAAAUGUUUGCUGUAUGAGUCAUUUUAUUUUGUAUUUAUUUUGAUGCGUUUGUGACCUCUUUAGUACUGGUUAAAUAGAUCGGGCAUUAUUUUUUUGAAUGUAGCCCGAUUUCGGACAAUAAUUUGAAAAUGAUCUGGUGCUCUGGGAAGAUCUUACAACAAUAUAAUUUGAUUCUGUUUUUUUUUCUUCAGUUUUAGUCGGCAUAAUUUAGUGUAUUACAUGUAGUAAAUCAAUAAGAGUUAAGUCUAUUCUAAACUUUUCUCGCUUAGUUCAAUAGACUUUCUCAUGAACACGAAUGUCAAACUUAUCGUCUUUGGAAUGUACUUAUCAAAAAACAUAUAAAUAUGUCUGCAAAGACAUAAUGGGGUAUGACGUUUGUCAUAAUUUUAUCUUUUCUUUAAUUGAUGAAUGCGAGAAAGAGACUGACGUAUAGUCUUUAUAGAUCUUAUCAAAUGUUCUUCGUAAUCAUAGAAAAAAUCGUCCUGCUGACAUGAGGAAAGUGGCUUUGUGAAUCUAAAACUUCAGCGCAUUUCGAUAGUUUUUUAACUGUUUAAAUCAUUAUACUAAAGAAUACUAUAUGUUAAAUAAUAGGCAAUAUUUAAAGCGUGCAUGGCGACAAUUUUGACGUGUUCGUUUUGUUAAUAAUUAUUUAAGGGUCGACUAUAUGAUAUCGAAAGUAUAAUUUAAUUGAUCAGGGAUAUUUUUGUAUGAACUUUGCACAUGUAGUCGAAAAGCCAGUAACACCAUAUGUCUUUCAGCAAGAAUCUACAGAAAUUAGCUGUUUAAUUUGUGUGUGGUACUUUGUGACUUUGGUACGUGCAUUUAGUCACUGCGCAAUUUUUUGCAUUUAUUAUUGCAUUAAUAACUUUAAUCGAGGACGCAACAAUAAUGCUGGCAGUCAUACUAAUUAAAUCAAAAUACGUAAUUGAACCUGAAGUUUCUCGUUCGUUUUGAAAUUUGGACAAUUUUUUUUUCAAAUGUUAUACAAUGAAAAGCUAUAACUAUUUUUCUUUUCCAUGUUAUCUUUACUUCAGAAAUGAAUGACCAUUUUUUUACUAUGGUGAUUAUGUAUUUUGGUUUGCUAUAUUUGCUAGAUUUCAAUUAUGUCUCUGUAAUAUAUAUGGCUGCAGAGACUCUAAACGAUGUACAUAUUCAUAUGUAUCAUAUACUUGUACAAUUAUUAUACGGCGUAGUCCAAAACAGUAUAUACAGGGUGCAUAUUCAUCAGCAUUCUAAAUCUUAAAUUUAGAUUAAUUUUUCAAAUGUCUAAAACUUAAAUUCGCCUAAGUACUUUAGUAAUGCAUCAUUACUGUUCAAACUCUUUAUAGCUUUUUGGUGUUUUAAAUACUGUGUACAUGGAACAAAAACCAAAUAAAGCGACAGUCAGGCUACAUAUGAUUGCAUUUUGCUUGGCGGAUUAAUUAUUUAGAUGGAAUUCUAACACAUUUUAUGCGUUGAAAAGUACAAAAUUUGGAUUUUGUCUUUAGGGGCCCUGUAUUUUAUAAAUGCAAGAUUUUGUUUCUUUAAAAUUUAUACAUGUAGUAUAUUUCAAGACUUUGUUUUCAAUGUCUGUUUGCUCCACAGUACUAAAUUCAAUACAGCUGCGAAAUGAGUCAUUGAAAAUCGGAAAUCAAAGAAUGUAAGAGAACUUGUUCCUUCAAGAAAACUGGUAAAAAGUGUGAAAAGGAGAUAUCUGUAAUCAAAGUCAUAUUUGUAUCCAAUUCCUUAUACUCGCUGCCUUUUCUGUAACGCUUUUUGGAAAAAUUGCUUGAUAUUUAUACAUUUGUUUACGACAAUAUUUGUGUGCGCGUUUCUUUCUUUUUUCUUCUUCUUUUUAAAGCUGCGAUGAAAUAGACAAGCAGGACAACAAGUGUGUAAAAUUAGCUUAGACACCGUGGCGAAAAACAACGUAAAGAAUUAGAAAAGGGACAGCUCUUCAAACUCUGUAUUUCGCUCAGUUUGUACAAUACAACAACAUCAGGAUAUUAAAAAAGUAUUUUAACGAUGGGGUCCAGCCUGUCAUUUGUAUGAUCGCUAUCUGUCAAAAACACGUAUCUAAUUGUUAAUCAAUGGCUGUACAAACUGUAAUACAUUAAAUAAUACAGUAGCAUAGAGUAUCCUUCAAAACCUUUGGCUCUUACAUAAUUUCAAACUUAGAAUAGUAUGUAGAAUGUAACCUAUAUUAAACGAUUAGCAAGUUAGCACUUAGAAAGCUACACUGGCCUUUCAUAUAUAAUAUUUAGAAUGCAUUAUGUAUGUUACUUAUACUGCAUUAUUUCAUUGAUAUAAAAAUGUUUGUCUGCAUUUAUUAUUUUUUUUUUGUCACUGUCAGUUGGAAACUCUGACAACGUAUAACAGGUGACAACUAAACUGUUCUUAGACAGUGUAGUUAUUACAAAAAUUUUGACAAAAAUAGGAUUUAUUCAGGAGCUGUUGAUUAUCACAAAGUACCAACAAUGUUUGCAGCAAUUAUCUGGGUAAAAAUGUAUUAAAACGGAAAUAUAUAAUCAAAAUAUGGCUUAUAUUUUUUACCUCAAACAAAUAAAAGAUAUAGUAAAAAUAUCAUUGUUUUAAGCAAAAAGGAUGUAGAAUUUGUGAAAUUUCGUCAGUUUAUUAUCUUUUCAAAUGUUUGUCAAAAAUGACUAUUUCACCUUUCAGUUUUCCCAAUAGUGACUUAUUAUGCAAAAAAAUGGUGUCGUUUACAUAUCAUACUUUCAAGCAAAAAUUGUAUACCCUAAAAAUCUUGCUGCUUAUUUCAGCAAUUUAUGAAAAAUGAUGCAAGUAAAGCAUAUAAUCUAUGCCACGGACGUUUAUUACUGUGUACGAAAUUUGAACAGUUGUUAACUUUACCCACUGUAAAAUUUAUCAAAGACUGAAAAAUAGUGUCAUAGUUUCUUAUCGUUUGUAUUUUGUAUUCAUCACAAUUAAAUAGAUAUUUUACAUAUUAAACAAUUUAAAUUGUUCGUUGCUAUUUCAUUAUAUAUACAAAUGUAUAUUAAAACUGGCGUAUAAAACUUAUAUUAUUGUUGCAUAUAUAGUAGUGUUAAGUUGUUAUUUUGCUGUUAUGUAUCAAAAUUAAACAAGGUAUUUUAUUAAUAAACAAUUUCUAAUAAAAUGAAAAAA